Protobothrops mucrosquamatus (brown spotted pit viper) is the source of this 1202-nucleotide messenger RNA. RefSeq names its product potassium channel subfamily K member 15. Gene Ontology annotation, biological process: stabilization of membrane potential; potassium ion transmembrane transport. The transcript has 2 exons. Gene Ontology annotation, cellular component: membrane. NCBI's taxonomy places the organism in Eukaryota, Metazoa, Chordata, Lepidosauria, Squamata, Viperidae. Bases 1 to 1200 code for a protein of 399 amino acids. The record is from RefSeq and is a predicted model, not a curated record. Gene Ontology annotation, molecular function: potassium ion leak channel activity.
AUGAAGCGGCAGAACCUCCGCACGGUCUCGCUGAUCGUCUGCGUUUUCUCCUAUUUGCUGGUGGGCGCCGCCGUCUUCGAUGCGCUCGAAUCCGAGGCCGAGAUCGGCCACAAGCGCCUCCUGGAGCAGAAGCGCAGCGACCUCCGAAGGAAGUACCGCUUCUCGGCGGAAGACUACCGGGAGUUUGAGCGGCUGGUCCUGCGGGCCGAGCCUCAUCGAGCCGGCCGUCAGUGGAGGUUCGCCGGCUCGUUUUACUUUGCCAUCACGGUAAUCACCACCAUCGGUUAUGGGCAUGCAGCUCCUGGGACUGAUGCUGGCAAAGUGUUUUGCAUGUUCUAUGCAAUCCUUGGUAUCCCACUCACACUGGUUAUGUUCCAGAGCCUUGGGGAGCGCAUGAACAUUCUUGUUCGGAUGUUGCUAAAAAAAAUAAAGCAGUGCCUGGGAAUGAGGCAGACAACAGUCUCCAUGAAAAAUAUGGUUGUGGUUGGUUUUCUCUCAUGUAUGGGGACAUUAGGCAUUGGGGCAGCUGCCUUUUCCUAUUUUGAAGGCUGGACUUUCUUUCAUGCCUUUUACUAUUGCUUCAUAACAUUGACCACCAUUGGAUUUGGAGACUUUGUUGCCCUGCAGAAACAUGAAGCUUUGCAGAAGAAGCCCCCCUAUGUAGCAUUCAGCUUUAUGUAUAUCCUAGUGGGCUUGACAGUGAUUGGGGCCUUUCUUAACUUAGUGGUCUUUAGAUUUUUGAUCAUGAACUCAGAAGAUGAGCGUCGGGAUGAAGAAGAGAAGGCAUCUUUAAGGAGAGCCAGAAAUUACAUCAACUUGAAACCCAGGGAAGAUAGCAGAAGUACAAAUGAGAUCUUGCUCCCUGUAGAAGACAGGACCAGUCAGAUGAACCUCAUCCCAUUGAUCCAUGAUGAUGCUGAGCGACAGAGGGGCAAAUCCUUGGUUUCUACCACAAAAGUCCCUUCCUUUUGUACAUGCCUAUGUUACAGGCCACGGAUGAACAGAAGCCCAGAUCCUCCCCAUCCUGAACCCUUCAACUGUCAUACAAAUCUGGUUUAUUAUAACUCAAUUUCUUACAAAAUCAUGGAAGUCUCCCUGGGUGGUAAGGAUCACACUGGCUUGUCUUCCCCUGGCAGUACUUUGUCAUCUGAUAGUCCCAGUUGCCGAGGGCACUCCAGAGUCCGGAGAAAGUCUAUUUGAAA